UGGACAGCUGACUAUGUACUUAUAUGUUUUUUCUUGUUUUUUUUUACGUAUAUGAAAUUGAAGCUCUGUAGGAAUUCGAAUUUCAUUACCAGAAAGCCAUGAGAAUGUCGGCCCUCACCAAGAACCGACUUCGUGGAAGAAUGCAUAAGUAAAAAACGAGUAGAAAGAAUGGAAUCAAAUAAAACUGUAAAUGUAGAUGAAUUAGUUACUAGAUUCAAAAGAGAAGGCCAUUUCGACCGUUUACGAAAAUUCGUCCUUGAAACAUUCAAAGAAAAGGAAUCGGAAGGAUUCGCUGAACAAAUUAGAACAAUUGCUGAAAUGGAACUCGACAAAGAUCCGUCUUUAAAAUUGAAGGAUCAUUUUCGAACGGCACCUUUGAUUGCGGGUGCUGUUGACCGGACGUCGCUUUAUGAAAACACGAUGGAGAAUAUAAAGAAUAAUAUUUUGUCGAAAGAAGAACUUAAACUAAAUGUUCAAGAGGUUAUGAAGGAAUUAUGUUACAGAGAAACAGAAGGACAUCGCCAAAGCUAAACACGAAGCAAUUUUACGACGAAACUACACUCCUUUUUCUAGUUAGUUUCGAAUGGUUGAUUCUUUAUUUUUUUACUACAUAAAAUCUAAACUACGUCGUCAUGUAUUUGUUAUAAACUGGGGACCAAUGGAAUUAUGAAUGCAGUGCAGAAUAUCCCAUUGACAUACGAAUAUGCCGAAACAAAGCAGAAAAAUAUUGGGCUAGGUCGGACUAGCGGAAGAAGCGUGCUGAACUCUUGGAAAGUCAUCAAAUUGAUACCGGAAACUUGAUGAUCGCCAAAGUCAUUUGUUGAGGGAUAGCUAAUUAAACAAAAAUCAUUUUGACACGGGAAAAUGGCGAGAAGCCGUGUAAUACUGUAAUUAUCUUGAUCAGUCUGCUAAAGAACGUAGAUUAAAAGAUAAUAACCCCCAUCAAUGAUUGAAAAAAGUCGAUUAGAAGAAAUAAAAUAAUGAACAAAAAGUAACAAAGCGCACGAAGAUUAAGCCGAAAAUAAAAACAAUUGCAUUACAGUUCAUGAA
Schizosaccharomyces octosporus yFS286 is the source of this 1050-nucleotide messenger RNA. Its product is annotated as Set1C complex subunit Shg1. Lineage: Eukaryota; Fungi; Ascomycota; Schizosaccharomycetes; Schizosaccharomycetales; Schizosaccharomycetaceae. The record is from RefSeq and is a predicted model, not a curated record. Bases 169 to 531 code for a protein of 120 amino acids. The transcript is spliced from 3 exons.